Molecule: messenger RNA, 1374 nt
Organism: Aspergillus alliaceus
Lineage: Eukaryota; Fungi; Ascomycota; Eurotiomycetes; Eurotiales; Aspergillaceae
Exons: 1
Coding region: 138-974 (278 amino acids)
Source: RefSeq, a predicted model, not a curated record
CGCGAUCUGCUGAACGCGUGCUACGUGAACAAAAUCCCUAUUUAUAUCGGACCUCGUUCCCUUUGCCUCUGCCAAAGUAGAUCCACUCCGUCAACUUUUUUCAUCCUUACAGCACAAGUUCGACCAUAGCGUAGAAAAUGGCCCCAUCCAACAGUCUCACUAGCCAAUCCAAGCACUUCAGCUCAGCUAAACGCAAGCGCGACACAAAAUACAUAAGCGAUGACUCCGACAAAGAGAAUGACACCACUCGUCCCGCGAAGGCGACCAAAACGCAGACUGAAACAGCGAAUUCCGUGACUCCGAAGAAGACCAACCGCCUAGGUCACGGGAAAGAGGCCAAGACGCUCUAUACCGAAUGCCUCAAGGCCCUUGACAAGCGUGUCGACGAGCUAGACAACAAGGUCAAGACAAUGAGCGGUAACAGCUCGGCGAUCACAACCUCCAGCUACGCUACGUCCGCGCGCAAGCACUUGGGCACCGCGAAGAAGCUAGUUACUAUGGACACCACGCUGGCCUUCAACUUGCUGCUCAGCAUGGCUGAUGCAUCCCAUACUGACCUCGACGCAACAUGGAAGAUGUGCGGCACUCCAUGCGAUAACAGCAUCCCGACUUUCAAACUGUUGGAUGACACACUUUUGCCGCUUAUCGAGGCGCGGGAGAGGCCAACGAGCCUGGUAGCUGAGCUGCCAGAAGUCCCGCGGCGAUGGAGGUUGGAGGAUGCAGAUGUAGGAGUGUUCAAGACUGGAAGACCGAACAAGCAGCAACGCGGCCAGAUGUACCGCCAGAAGUUGGCAUGGGAGAAGAAAAGGCGGCAGGCCAGAAGGGAGCGGAGGGAGCAGACAGGGGAUUGGGUCAAGGUGGCGCUGAGUGAUUUGGUUGAGGAGAGAGAUUACCUUGCUGCUUAUGGGGUAAAUGAGUAUCUGCCGAGAUGCAUUGCAAAAUUAGAUGCGCUGGUAAGAAUGAGGGGAGAGUGAGCCAGCGAUGUGCCAUCGAUGCUCAAUGAUCCCAGCUGCUGCCAUUGCCGUCAAGCCAGCGGGGUACUCCUCCAGUACGCGGGAAGAAGCCUGCUUCGUGCUUAGUUGCCAUUUUGCUGUGUCGGCUGAAACGACUGGGGCAAUCAACACGAUCAAGACUCCGAGCAGGGUGGCUUGAAUUAGAGCUAGGAUGGGUUACCAAUAUUCGGCCAUAUUAAAAUCAGUCAUGUUGUCUAGAGCAGGUGAUAUGCGUCAAGAUCCAAAUAAGAAAUAGAUUAACCCAUCCGUAUCCCAAUAAGCGUUUGCCCAUUUCGCCAAAUGUUCUAAAGCUGUCUCAGAGAAGCUGGCGCAAAAAGCGCUGAAAUAUGUGUACACGUCGAUGCCGAACACUACCUAGGAG